UGGCGAAAAAGGGAAGUAAAAAUAGAAAAUCCUCUAUAAUAGACAAAAAUCUUAAUUCUAAAGAAUCUGUGGGCUCUGACCAUAAGAAUUUAAAAAAAUCUAAGCAAAAAGAAGGUAAACAACCGCUUACAAGCAAAAGUAAAACUGUUGAUGAAUGGGUUGUAGACACUAUGAAGAACAAAUUUUCGGUUUUUUUAACUCUUUUAGUCGGAUUAUUUGCUUGCUACCUUGCAUUCGUAAUACGUCUGAUCCCCAUACAACUAUUCGGACUACUGAUUCACGAGUUUGACCCAUGGUUUAAUUUCCGCGCUACUAAGUAUCUAGUUUUAAAUGGAUUUAAAAAAUUUUUUACAUGGUUCGAUUACGAGUCUUGGUAUCCGUUGGGAAGACCUGUGGGAACUACUAUAUAUCCAGGAAUGCAAAUAUCUUCCUAUUUUAUAUACUAUUUUCUAAAAAAAAUAGGUUGCCCGAUGUCUCUUGUGUCUGUCUGCUGUUACACUCCAUGCUGGUAUGGCGUCGCAGCGACGCUCUUUACUGGCUUAUUGACGCAUGAAUGUUCCCGUUCUAAAAUUGCUGGUGCUUUUGCUGCUCUUAUAAUGGCCAUUAUACCAGCUCAUAUAAUGCGGUCGGUCGGCUGCGGCUACGAUAACGAGUCGGUGGCUAUUGCCGUGAUGGUGGCCACCUUUUACUUUUGGGCGCGCUCUCUGAGGACGGAGUCCUCUUGGCCUUUUGCCGUUAUCGCCGGCCUAUUGUAUGUGUUUAUGGCGGCUAGCUGGGGUGGUUACGUUUUUGUUUUGAACAUUAUUGGAGUUCAUGCGGCUUCUUUAGUACUCCUCAACAAAUACUCCACCGGCUUGUUUCUCUCUUACUUCUUCUUUUUUGUUUUGGGGACCCUGGGCGCCAUUCAGAUUCCAAUGGUUGGGUUAAACCCUCUUAGGUCCCUUGAGCAAAUGGGUCCAAUGUUUGUGUUCUUUGUGUUCAUAAUUUUGCAAUUUUGUGAAACCCAACGAAAAAAAAGAAACCUUUCUCUUACUCAACUCUGGAUUUUGCGGGCGAAAGUUGGCCUUAUAGUGUUGGCGGCUGUUGUGUCCGUCGUUUACUUUGUCUUAUUUCCGAUGGGCUACUUUGCAGGCCUCAGCGUGCGUGUUAAGAGCUUGUUUAUCAAGCAUACAAAGACAGGUAACCCACUGGUGGAUUCUGUUGCAGAACACCAGCCUGCCAGUUCGGAGUCCUACUUUCAAUUCCUUCAUUACUCCUAUUACCUUACACCCUUGGGGCUCUUAUUUUUGUUGCUCAAUGGUAGAAGAAACUCCUAUAUGUUCCUUGUGUGCUACGUCGUCGCCGCUUAUUAUUUUUCUGCUCGAAUGGUUCGUUUGAUUAUCUUCCUCGGCCCUAUUGUCUCUGCGCUUUGCGGUGUCUUCUUGGGCUAUUUUAUAGAGUGGUCUUACGAGCAGCUUUGGUUACAGUUUUUUCUUGACGGCAGAAAAAACAAAAAAAUAUCCAAGAGUGUUACCCCUUUAACAGCAUUUGAUAACUGCAAAUACGCUCCUCUUAUCAAGAGAAUUGCCGCCUUGUUUGGACUAAGUGGUAUUCUUGUUGCAGGUAUCGACUUUUAUAAGUAUAGUUGGGAAAUGGCGGACGCGCUGUCCGGCCCUUCCAUCGUAUUCAGAGCGCGCCUUUCAGACGGACGGGUUGUGAUUGUCAAAGACUAUUUGGAGUCUUACCAGUUUUUAAAAAAAAACACUCCCAUCGGCUCGAGGGUUCUAGCUUGGUGGGAUUACGGUUAUCAGAUAAAUGGCAUUGCCAAUCGCACGUCCAUUGCUGAUGGAAACACGUGGAAUCAUGAACAUAUAGCUACUCUUGCUAGAUGCCUGAUUUCUCGAGAAAGCGAGGCUCACGAUAUGAUUCGUCAUUUGGCCGACUACGUUCUUGUAUGGACGGGCGGAGGAGGAGAUGACCUUGCGAAAAUGGCUCAUAUGGUCCGCAUUGGCACAUCAGUUUAUCCAAAUAUCUGUCCAGGAGAGAAGUACUGCAGGUCCCUGGGCUUUUAUGCUGAUUACGACACACCCUCGCCAUCCAUGGCCGCUUCACUUCUAUAUAAACUGCAUAGAAAUGGUAUUGGUGAUGUUCGAGUGGAUCCCAAUAAAUUUCGAGAAGUCUUCUAUUCCACUUAUGGGAAAGUGAGGAUCUAUAAAGUGAUGAAUGUGGAUCAAGACUCUAAGGACUGGGUGGCUAAUCCAGCCAACCGGGUUUGCGAUCAGGAAGGCAGCUGGAUCUGUCGUGGGCAAUAUCCUCCCAAGCUGCGAAAGUAUACUGAUCAAAUGAAACCGUAUAAAAGUAUUUAAGCUUGAUUACAGAAGCGCGCUUGUUAUAUUACCGUAUUAAAUGAAUUG
Molecule: messenger RNA, 2393 nt
Organism: Zophobas morio
Lineage: Eukaryota; Metazoa; Arthropoda; Insecta; Coleoptera; Tenebrionidae
Product: dolichyl-diphosphooligosaccharide--protein glycosyltransferase subunit stt-3-like
Exons: 5
Coding region: 171-2345 (724 amino acids)
Cellular component (GO): membrane
Molecular function (GO): oligosaccharyl transferase activity
Source: RefSeq, a predicted model, not a curated record